Molecule: messenger RNA, 1575 nt
Organism: Mus caroli (Ryukyu mouse)
Lineage: Eukaryota; Metazoa; Chordata; Mammalia; Rodentia; Muridae
Gene: Stx18
Product: syntaxin 18
Biological process (GO): intracellular protein transport; retrograde vesicle-mediated transport, Golgi to endoplasmic reticulum
Cellular component (GO): membrane; endoplasmic reticulum; SNARE complex
Molecular function (GO): SNAP receptor activity
Source: RefSeq, a predicted model, not a curated record
UCGGAACGUCCCUCAGCAACCCAGUUCUUGCCGGGGUCGCUAGCUGCUGACGUGUGCUUGACCGGCUUCAGGCCCGGGGUUGCAGGUCGCUAUGGCGGUGGACAUCACACUGCUCUUCCGGGCUAGCGUCAAGACAGUGAAGACGCGGAAUAAGGCUCUGGGAGUGGCCGUGGGUGGCGGGGCCGAUGGCAGCCGGGAUGAGCUGUUCCGCAGAAGCCCUCGGCCCAAGGGAGACUUCUCCAGCCGGGCCCGUGAAGUGAUUUCUCACAUUGGGAAGCUGAGAGAUUUUCUCCUGGAGCACAGGAAGGAGUAUAUUAAUGCCUACAGCCACACCAUGUCUGACUAUGGGAGGAUGACAGACACAGAGCGAGACCAGAUAGACCAGGAUGCUCAGAUAUUCAUAAGGACCUGUUCAGAAGCAAUCCAGCAACUCAGAACAGAAGCCCACAAGGAGAUACAUUCCCAGCAAGUGAAGGAACACAGGACUGCGGUUUUGGAUUUCGUUGACGAUUACUUAAAAAGAGUGUGUAAGCUUUACUCUGAACAAAGAGCCAUCCGAGUGAAGCGCGUGGUGGACAAGAAAAGACUAUCUAAGCUGGAACCUGAGCCACAUACCAAGAGGAAAGACUCUACAUCUGAGAAAGCCCCUCAGAACGCUUCCCAGGACUCUGAAGGAAAGCCUGCUGCUGAGGAGCUGCCAGGUAUGACUCAAGAAAAGCCUUUGGCUGAAUCACAGCCCGAACUGGGAACCUGGGGCGAUGGCAAGGGUGAAGAUGAGCUGUCUCCAGAAGAGAUACAGAUGUUUGAACAAGAAAAUCAGCGACUCAUUGGUGAAAUGAACAGCUUGUUUGACGAAGUGAGGCAAAUCGAAGGGAAAGUCGUUGAAAUUUCCAGACUCCAAGAGAUAUUCACCGAAAAGGUUUUGCAACAGGAAACUGAGAUCGACAGCAUUCACCAGUUAGUCGUGGGGGCAACUGAAAAUAUUAAGGAAGGCAACGAAGACAUCCGAGAGGCCAUCAAAAACAAUGCAGGUUUCCGAGUGUGGAUCCUCUUCUUCCUCGUCAUGUGUUCCUUUUCCUUGCUCUUCCUCGACUGGUAUGACAGCUAGCCCACCAGGACCUUGCCAGCACCUGUGCCUGCACCACUGCCUUGGACGCACCACGUGCCAGCAUGUGUCUCAUCUGCUGUGGAGCUGUGUAAGGUCCAAGGGCUGGGAAAACACCGCCCCCAAGCCAACCUUUGGAACCUCUCAGGACCUGGAAAUACAUGGAUUGCAAGUGCCCUUCAGGGUGGAAAAUAAAAGGCCAUCAGAAGCAGCACCUUUAGGACAGGCCACAAGCAUGGUGGGGACUGAGCAGAGCAAGGAGAUGGCAGGCCUCCUAUCCCCAUUACGGGCUCAGGGCCCAUCUCCUGCCCUUCCCACACCAGUAGCUUCAGGGGAGAACAUGCCUAAUGUUGCUAAAGUCAUCAGUUCUUAUUUCCUUGUGGCAUCUAAUGUGUGCUGAUACGUGGCCAUUUUGUCAUAGACAAUAAUUCACAUCUGCCUUGUCGAGCUAAUAAACGCAAUUACAGCCA